Molecule: messenger RNA, 900 nt
Organism: Micromonas commoda
Lineage: Eukaryota; Viridiplantae; Chlorophyta; Mamiellophyceae; Mamiellales; Mamiellaceae
Exons: 1
Coding region: 1-900 (299 amino acids)
Biological process (GO): tRNA splicing, via endonucleolytic cleavage and ligation
Cellular component (GO): tRNA-splicing ligase complex
Molecular function (GO): RNA binding
Source: RefSeq, a predicted model, not a curated record
AUGGUGCUCGGCGCGCGCGUUCGGGCGCUGGCGGUGGACGCGCUCGGGUACGCCAAGGGCGUCCCGGCGCUCGCGCUCGAUGACCGCGCCUUCCGCGAGUUCAUCGUGUGGCUCGAGGACACCAAGAUCAGGGCGAUGCCCAUGGACGCGCGCGGGCCCCUGCGCGCGGUGGACGCGCCCGCCGCCGCGUGGAAUUCGGCGUUCGCGUCGCUCGUCGCCGAGACCGGGUGCGAGUUGGACGUCGACGACGCGGCGCAAACCCCGCGGGUGUUCGACCACCUCCUCGAACAGGCUGUCGCGCUCGACUACAGGGACAACGCGGACGACUUCGGCGCGGUGGUGAAGGACCUCAAGCUGGCAUCCAUCGGUGCCGCCCCGCCCCCGCCGAAGCGUCAGAAGACGAGCGCUGGCGGGGUUCAGGGCGCGGGCGAGCGCGAAGAUGACGCGCCGAGGCCGCGGAUGCGCGGUCUGACGGAUCCCUCGCUAGUAUCCGCGCUCGAUGAGCUCGCGGCGGUGCUGCGCGUCGAGAUACCCGCGGGAUCCGGCGUCGAAGCCUCGGCGGAUGCGUGCGUCGCCGCGGUGGAAAGGUUCAUCGCGCCGUUCUGGUCAAAGGUGGAGGAGGCGGAAAGGAACGCGGGCGACGGGAAGGAAGGUCGCGGCGAUGAGCGCUGGAACCUGAGUCCGAGCGACUUUCCCAGCGGCGUGGCGCUGGGUUUCGACGAAGACGGGGACGGCGGGUGCAGUGCGGCGGCGACGGCGGCGGUGAACGUGCUGAGAGCGCUCCACGUCAACGACCUUCGGGUGUUGCAGUCCGCGGUGGACGCGCUGCUGGUGCAGAUGCAGGAGUACACGAGCGAUCCGAAGACGGACAGCAGGCUGGGAAGGGUGGGGAGCGGGUGA